AUGGCCGAGUUCAGUGGUGGAGUGGAUGAGACGACAGCCAGAGCCAAGAGUGGAAAAACACUGGCUGAAUACGCAGCUGAUGGCUUUUUCUUUUAUACAGACAGGGUGUCUACUUUAUCCGCCGAAUGCAAAUACAUGCACGACAGACUGAGCAAGAUAAACAUUCUCACUGUUCCCUACUUCAUCCAUGCCCUGCAUUUCACCCUAGUUUCAAGGCAAGGCACGCACCAACAGGCGCAAGAAACGACAAGACAGCUAACCGGGUUAGAGAGACAAAAAGCAAUUGAGCCAACCAUCAAAGCACGAAAACGAAAUGAUCUCACUGAAGCCGCCCAGAAGCAAAUCCAUCUAUAUACACAAGCUGAAUGCUUAAAAAUAGAAGCAUAA
Microsporum canis CBS 113480 is the source of this 387-nucleotide messenger RNA. RefSeq lists its product as uncharacterized. Bases 1 to 387 code for a protein of 128 amino acids. The transcript is spliced from 3 exons. The record is from RefSeq and is a predicted model, not a curated record. NCBI's taxonomy places the organism in Eukaryota, Fungi, Ascomycota, Eurotiomycetes, Onygenales, Arthrodermataceae.